Molecule: messenger RNA, 1632 nt
Organism: Nicrophorus vespilloides
Lineage: Eukaryota; Metazoa; Arthropoda; Insecta; Coleoptera; Silphidae
Exons: 3
Coding region: 1-1632 (543 amino acids)
Source: RefSeq, a predicted model, not a curated record
AUGAGGCGCGUCUCAGCUGAUAUUUCUUCAGACUCAUCAAACCAAGUCGAUGAAGUAAUCGGGAAUUCCGUGGGUAGACUCGAAGUGCUUACGCUUACUGACGGCCAUGGAUUGGGCUCUGUCGGUUUCGUUACUGCUACAGAUGGCCAUACACUAGGUGAUGAAGGACUUGCAACAGCUGUUGGCCAUAAAUCUUUUGGAGUUGUUUUGGAGACGGUCACUGAUGGCCAAACAUUCGGUGGCAACGGAGUUGCAGUUGCUGGAGGUAAUAUUUCCGGUCGUGAUGGAGUUGACACUGACACUGAUGGCCACACAAUCGGGGGCAGUGGAGUGGCUGUUGCAGUAGGCAUCCCUUCUGGUCGUGAUGGAGUUGAAACAGUCACUGAUGGCCACAAAUUCGGUAAUGAAGGACUUGCUGUAACCGUUGACCAUAUUGCGGGCGGUGUUAGCGUAGAAACAGUUUCCGAUGGCCAUACUUCUGGUUCUGUUGGCUUGGAGACAGUUAUUGAAGGCCAAACAUUUGGUGGUAAUGGAGUUGCCGUUGCAGUAGGCAUCCCUUCGGGUCGUGUUGGAGUUGACACCGUCACUGUAGGCCAUGGAUUAGAUGAUGAUGGAUUCGCUGUUACUGUUGACCAUAUAUCUGGUGGUGUUGGAGUUGUCACAGAUACCGAUGGCCAUGGACUAGGCGGUGAUGGACUUGCCGAAACCGAUGGCCACAUUUCUGGCGGAGUAGGCUUGGAAACAGUUACAGAAGGCCAAGCAUUUGGAGGCAACGGAGUUGCCGUUGCAGUAGGCAUUCCUUCGGGUCGUGUUGGAGAUGACACCGUCACUGUAGGCCACGGAUCAGAUGAUGAUGGAUUCGCUGUUACUGUUGACCAUAUAUCUGGUGGUGUUGGAGAUGUCACGGAUACCGAUGGCCAUGGACUAGGCGGUGAUGGACUUGCCGUAACCGAUGGCCACAUUUCUGGCGCAGUUGGCUUGGAAACAGUUACAGAAGGCCAAGCAUUGGGUGGUAACGGAGUUGCCGUUGCAGUAGGCAUACCUUCUGGUCGAGUUGGAGAUGACACUGUCACUGUUGGCCAUGGAUUAGAUGACGGUGGAUUUGCUGUUACUGUUGACCAUAUAUUUGGUGGUGUUGGAGAAGUCACGGACACCGAUGGCCAAGGACUAGCCGGUGAUGGACUUGGCGUGACCGUUGGCCACAAUUCUGGUGGAGUUGGCUUGGAAACAGUAACUGAAGGCCAAGCAUUUGGUGGCAUCGGAGUUGCUGUCGCAGUAGGCAUUCCUUCUGGUCGAGUUGGAGAUGACACUGUCACUGUUGGCCACAGAUCAGAUGAUGAUGGAUUCGCUGUUACAGUUGACCAAAUAUGUGGUGGCGUUGGAGUUGUUAUGGAUACCGAUGGCCACGGACUAGGCGAUGAUGGACUUGGCGUGACCGUUGGCCACAUUUCUGGCGCAGUUGGCUUGGAAACAGUUACUGAAGGCCAAGCAUUUGGUGGCAUCGGAGUUGCUGUCGCAGUAGGCAUUCCUUCUGGUCGAGUUGGAGAUGAGACUGUCACUGUUGGCCACAGAUCAGAUGAUGAUGGAUUUACUGUUACUGUUGACCAAAUAUCUGGUGGUGUUGGAGACUAG